AGGUUUCUCUUUCUCCUUAUUCUCCUCCUCAUUGAAAACCGAACCCAAACGAAACCCUAGUUUCUUGUUGCUCUUCAAUCGACCUCCAAAACUCUCCCCUUUUCACCAUCUGGAGUCGCCAUCGCCAUGGCCGAGAGCUUCGAGGACCGCGUGAAGCGCCUCUUCGGGUCCAAACUCUUCGACGCCGUCCCCAAGAGCUCCUUCCCCUCCUCGUCUUGGUCCGUCGCCGUCGGCGAGGUCGAGCGCCGCGAGUGGAACCGAGACAAAGGGGAGGACGAAGAUCGAGAGAGGGAUCCGUGCUCGUCGGCGUUCUACGAUAAGGAUGGCUGCUUGUUUAAGAGUAGGAGGAGUAAGAGGGAUAAGCAGCGGGAGUUCGAAGGGGAUCUUGAUGAUUUUGAUGAUGAUGAGGGGGGGGGGGGGGGGGAGGGGGAGGAGGAGAGGGAGAGGGAAAGGGAGAGGACAGGGGAGGGUGAUGAGGAGAGAGAGGAGAGGGAGAUUAGGUCCUCGGUCGGGCUUGAUCCUACGCUGGAUCACGAGGAGGAGGAAGAUGAAUAUGACAAAGCAGCUCUAUGCAGAGAAAAUGCCAGCGAGCGCGUCUACAUGAGAGAUGUCAAGGAUCAUGGCCCUUAUAUUAACUACCAUGCCGUAGUUCCUGAUUUCCUAGAUGAACAAUCCGAUGAAGCUCCCUAUUUCAAUAAGGAUCCACGUGCUGAUCACUUUGCUGCAAGUGUAAGACUCAAAGAAGAUAAGAGCAUUGAACCCUUGAGUAAACCAGCAGCAAAAAUAACCAAUCACGAUGUCAACGUGAAACCUAUUUUGAAGAGGAAGGAGGCUCAGAUUGACCCAAAGCCAAAGAAGCGAGUUAGAUUCGAUCCUGGGUAUAUGGGUGACCUUGACGAGCUUUCUGAAGAACCAGGAGAUGUUCCUAUGCUCCCUCGGUCUAUGGCAGAAUCCCCUGGAGUUCCUGAUUAUUUGAGAAAUCCGUCCAAGUAUACUUGUUACACUCUCGACUCAUCACAAAAUGAAGAAGAAACUAACAAGCAAGCCUUCGAAGACUUCCGCAACUUGGUGAAGAAAUCCAACCCCGAAGAUCGGCAACCUGAGUUUCCUGUAGACCUUCCGAAGUCGGUGACCUUUACGCCUAGAAAAAAGGCGGUCGACUUAGUUCCAAUGGAUGAUAGCCCAGUAAACUCAAAGGAGCUUCAUCAAGCUAUGGAUUCCUCUGUGAAAAUUGCUGCAGGGGAAACCAAUGAAAAUGAUGCGUCUGAAAUGGAUGAAGAUGAAGCUGAAGCCCCACUAGGUGAUACAGAUAUGAGCCUUCGAAAAGGCAGGAAAUAUCGUUCGAAGGUGACAUCUGAUGAUUCAACUUGAAGUAUCAAUUCUCUUCGUUUCGCUUGGUUGCUGGGUUUUUUUUUUUUUUUUUGCCCUGCUGAAUUUAAUCCUGUAGCAUAAAGAAAUAUCCUUAAUCUGGAUAAUUGUGAUGUUGGGUUGCCUUCGUGCGUCUUUAAGAUCUGGUGAUUGAUAUAUG
Asparagus officinalis (garden asparagus) is the source of this 1528-nucleotide messenger RNA. RefSeq names its product RNA-binding protein 25-like. The coding region runs from base 127 to 1371 and encodes 414 amino acids. NCBI's taxonomy places the organism in Eukaryota, Viridiplantae, Streptophyta, Magnoliopsida, Asparagales, Asparagaceae. The record is from RefSeq and is a predicted model, not a curated record. The transcript is spliced from 2 exons.